UGACAGACUACCUAAAUUAGUAAUUAAGCAAUUGGCUGUGAAUUGGCCUGACUAAAAGAUGCAUUGGCUCAAUGAUUAGCCUGCGCCUCAACAAAGAGACAUAAUACAGGCAUAAGAGUGAAGAAAAGGGUACCGAAUAGAAUGUUAUUUCGACAAGAAUCAAAUAUUGCUUCAUAAUUAUAUUUCAAAAUAAUAAUAAUAAUAAUCAACAGUCAUGCAUUGUACUCAGAGGUUUGUAAAAUGUUAUAGGGACAAGAACCAAAAUACCGCUACAUAAUAAUAUUGUAAAAAGAGAAACUAUUCAACUAAUCAUCCAUUGUACUCGGAUUUUUGUAAGUGAGUUGAUAAAGGAGAUUAAGAAGAACACCGCUUAGUGAUGCCUUGGAAAAUCUUUGAACUUUCGCAAACGUACUGUACAUUAAACAAAUCCUUCUCACCCAUGUUAUUAUACUCGAAACUUCUCUGAUAAUAUUAGAAGGAAACAGAGGAAUCUCUUCGUGAUGUCUGGGUCACAUGGAGCAAAUAAGCCGCAGAAGAGGAAAAAGGAUGAAUCUGAUAAUGGUUACAGAGAGGACAAGCAGAGGAACCAUAGACAUUCUCCCGAUAAAAGAAAGUGCAUUUCGCCUUCAGUCAGUUCUGAAAAGUGUUUUGCCGUGCAUCCUCGUAACAAGUACAAUACGUCAGCUCCAGCUCUGAGGAAACCGAUGUCUGUUGGAGAUUUCUGCUUGGAUGAGAAUCGAAUGUUUUGCCACGAUAAAAGAAACCUUCAUUUUAUCAAUGUUAAUUGGCAAGAGUCUAAGAAGGUUGAUUUCGACCUUAAUAUUGCAAUGGAUAAAAUGAUCAAAAAGAACUUUCAAGAAACGCGAAAAGAAAAACUUGACCGUCUCCUUCAGUGGAUUCUUCAGGAUAAAUACAAAUUCCACACGAGAGAUUCGGAAGGCAAGCCAUUACAGUGCUUGUCCACAGAUUUUGUCUGUUUCCGAGGCCUACUAACGGAGUUACUGUGCACACCAUAUGAGGGCAGAGAGGGAUGGAUCAUUUGUGCAACCAAGUACCGUGGGACAAUAUAUCUCUGUGCUUAUGAGACACCAGAAAAACUUGCACAUCGUGAGAAUGAGACAGAGGUACAGAAAAAGAUGUGUUCGUGGGGCUACAAAUUUGAACAUUUCAUGACAGAGGGUACCAAUGUAAAUGAAGGAAUAAAUGAAAAUGAGGAGUACUGCUGUGUUGUGCGCUCUCGUUUGGAUAACCAUUCUUUGGUUUAUGGAGCUGAAGUAGAUGGUGCUGAUCCAGAAAAGUAUAAAAGCCCACACUCUGACCUUAGUGCUUUUGUGGAACUCAAGACAAGUAAAGAAUUAAACACUGACAGAGAUGUAAGAUCACUCUACAAAUUCAAACUAAUGAAAUGGUGGAGUCAGUCAUACCUAGUAGGAAUACCACGAGUUGUGGCAGGGUUCAGAGACAUGGACGGACAUGUGCACACUCUAAAGACUUACCAUGUUACUGAAAUGCCACACAUAGCUCAGGAUCACUGGCAAGACAAUAUAAUGCUGAACUUCCUCAAUCAGUUCUUGAGCUAUGUCAAAAAGAAUGUUCAGAAGGAUGACCCAAGGAUUGUCUACAAGUUUGAAAGACAGAAGCAGGGAGGAGACAUCUCCUGCACUUACCUUGGUCAAGAUCCUGCUUGGACAUUUCUACCAAAGUGGUACUAUGAGAAAAUAUUCCAGCCAGAGGAUAAUUCAGAAUAGGCUUAUUGUAAAUUAGGGAGGAUUUUUAUAUUUUAUAGUUUGUAUAAUAGGUAAUUUAAAAGAUGUUUGAAAUAUAUUUUAUACUAUUGUGGUCUGGUUUGUAUUCCUGAUACUGCAUAUAAGACAGCUUAUAUGACUGUUUAAGUAACCCUGGGUAUAUGUAGAUAUAUCCUCAUAUUAAUAUUAUCUUGAGGGUCUUGCAAGGUAUUAAAGAUAUUUCUUAUCUCAAGAAUAAUUUGCAUAAUUGUGUAAUUUUAUUUUAUUAUACUAUUUAUGGUUAUUUAUAUGUUUGAAGUAAAGUCUAAAAACAAGAUAAAAGAUUUUCUUCAUGGUAUAUUUGUUAACUGACAAAAUAC
Penaeus chinensis is the source of this 2104-nucleotide messenger RNA. RefSeq names its product decapping and exoribonuclease protein-like. Gene Ontology annotation, biological process: nuclear-transcribed mRNA catabolic process; NAD-cap decapping. NCBI's taxonomy places the organism in Eukaryota, Metazoa, Arthropoda, Malacostraca, Decapoda, Penaeidae. Gene Ontology annotation, cellular component: nucleus; cytosol. Bases 501 to 1748 code for a protein of 415 amino acids. Gene Ontology annotation, molecular function: mRNA 5'-diphosphatase activity. The record is from RefSeq and is a predicted model, not a curated record. The transcript has 8 exons.